ACUGCUGCUGCGUUCAGAAAAUGGCCGACAGAUUUUCUAGAUUCAACGAAGAGCGUGAUUUCCAGGGUGGGAAUCACUUUGACCAGUAUGAAGAGGGCCAGCUGGAGCUGGAGCAGGCAUCCCUGGACAAGCCCAUCGAAUCGCGAAUUGGCCCCUAUUAGCUAAGCAGCAAUGACCCGUUUCUCUCUCGCUCCCUCCCUACUACACAGUGAUUCGGUGUACAGUACCCUCUGUCAUUCUGUGCUGGCAUGGUGCUUGUGCAACUGGGACUGCAUUUUUCGCUGAAAAGGCACUUCAAUAAUAGCGCAGGCAGCUGUCUUCUUUCUGUCUUUCUUACUUUCUCCAUACCCCCGUUCUGUCUCUCAAGCAGUGUGGUGAGCAGGCCCAAACUCUGCUUGCUUUCAGUUUUAGGUCACUUUAUGAAGCAUGUCAGAUAGAAUCAGUAACCACAUAGAGUUAAAUAACUCUUUACCUGAAAUACAAAUAAAUUAUUAAAAAAAACAGAAACUAAUUCUUUAAUCACAGAGUAUACAGUAGUAAAUGGGUAUAAUGAUGAAUGAAAAAUGGAGGAACUUAGAUGAAUUCUAAGUACUGUAAAAUAAUUUCUAACCACAGUAUUAGCUUGAGAAAUAACUUGCAUGUUUUGGAUUAAACACAGCUGUAUGCUAUAAAAGGAUUUUACUGAGCCUUUGAUUUGACCAAGCCUCGUUGAAUUUUUAAGGAGGAUAGUACUCUGUUAACCAAGAACAUUAAAAGAUUCUAUCCAUGUAGAAUUUUAUGUAUGAAGUAGUUCCUCACAGAUACAAAAAUGAUCGUACUGUGUGGGAGAGAGAUGGAGAAAACAGUGAGGGAGAGAGGUGGCCUGCUCACCUGGCUUAAGUGGCUCUUUUGCUCCUGCGCUAUUAUUUGUGGAGGGGUCCUGAGGGCCAUGCUGCAGCAUCACACAGCUCCUCACACGUCAGCAGAGGUGUUGUCAACUGUCACUUACUGUUAGCAUUAUUGAACAUAAUUGUUUGUGUAGUGCAUGCUCAAAAACAAGGUGAAUUUACCUACAGUACUGUGCAAAAGUACUUAGGCACCCACCAUUUAUUCAUAUUUUGCUUUGGAGGACAAAAUGGCAGGCCUAAAAAAAAAAAAAAAAGGAAAAAAAAAAGCAGUAGAUAAAUGUAUCUGAAAGCCAUGUCCUUGAGAAACAUUAAACAUGGGGAAAAGAAACAUGAUAUUGUUAUCAGUAUGUAUGGAAGAGGUCAGGAGAGAGGUAAAAGUAUUUGUAAGACCCGUUGGAGGCUCUGUCAUGGUUUGGGGCUGCUUUUCAACCAGUUCAGAUCUUUUCAAAAUUGAAGGAAUUAUGAUCACACACAAAAUACGGGCAACACCUUCAUUUUUCAGCCUGACAGGGAUGCAGUACAGUAAAGGCAUACCUUUUUAUAGAAAUGCACACCCUGGAACAUUAACAGUCAUGGAUUGGUCUCCCCAGACCCAAGGGCCUCAACAUUAUUGAAGCAGUGUGAGAUCAUCUUGGCUGAACUUCUGUUUUUGAACAGAACUUCUGUUCUGUUUAAAAAGCAGCCAUCAUCCAAAGAAGAGCUUUGAACUGACCUUUAAUUAGCGUGGAGUACUAUUCCUGAGGACUACUUAAAGAAAUUAUAAGAAAGCGUAAGAAAGUUCAGGCUGUGCUGAUGAAUAAAGGUGGUCAUUCCAAAUAUUGACUUUCAUACUCAUCAGAAUUGUACAAACUUUGUGGGGGGGUUUGUUUUGUUUUUGUGUUUUGCAGAUGUUUCAAUAAUACUUUUGCACAGUACUGGAUAUGCAAGCAUAUAUCAGGUGAUAUUUGAUGAUUCAGAAUAUAUUAUGAGGCUGUUCUUAAUUUAAAAAAAAAAGGUGUAGUACAGUUUUUAAAGCAAAAAAAUGUAACUAUAUUAUGCUGACCAAAUCCCCCAAAGCAUGUUUUAAAAACAGAAUUUAAUACUUGGAUGUAAAUGACACAAAUACAAGUAGAUCUGAAAGUCUGCAUUAAAUUUUAAGCUAAGUUAUUAUGUUGACACGUCUAUCCCAGCUUCCUUAGUGAAAACUUCUAAGGUAGUAGAAUUUGUGGCAGUUGAUCACCAGUGUUACAUCUCAGAGCUGUUGGUGAAUGCUUCGGCCUAGCUUCUCGGAGCCCCUCUCCAGCCACUUAUUGUGUGUGAUCUAUAGGCAGCUAGAGGUCUGUGGUACUUUAUUGGGAUCUUUUUUUCUCUUCCUAUCUUUCCCAUUUGGUCUUUGCUAUUUUCUCUAACACUAUUUUUGCAUUGCAUGUGUUAACUUGAUAGCAUUCAGUACUAUUUCCUCUCAACACUCUGUCUUAAUCACAACUACAACCUUUUCUCCCAGACUCAUUCCCCCCACGUCUCUUGACCCUCCUAGUCCCUCAAUCCUACCAUCCUCCUUCCUUCCCUGACCUGACCCAGUACCAGAGCGAUAUGCAGCGGGCAGCCUCAGAGCCACAGAAACCACACAGCUGUCCAAUCCAAGAAACACAUGUAUUCAGGCCACAGGGAGAUUUAUUUCUCUAUUAUGUGUUUACUAUGCUACUUGUAGACAUUAUGAUUGUCUUAAAGUUACCAAGGUUCUCAUGGGAACAUUUGGGUGACGGUGUAUCAGCUGUUACUGAAGUAUGCAGGGUUUUGCAUUACAGCCAGACAGUAUCUGACAGCUGUUUAUCCUUGUUUGACUUCUGUCACAUAAAAGGUAGGAAGAACAACAGCACAAGCAAAAGGUCAAACACAACUGACCCACAUUUUUCACAACACCACAGUCUCUAAAUUUACCACAGCUACCAAAGGGGGCCAUAAUUGAGACCAUCCCAAAUGAUUUAAGUAGCUUAUUGGACAUUAACACACACUCACACACAAAAAGAACAGGAACACCUAUCUGUUUAGAGGUGUUUAUUUCUUAACUAGACUGCUAAAUUUCCUCACCUUGAUAUGUGACUUCAGAAUUAUGAGGUAAGUACAUGUUUUUAGUUAUUUUAUUUUAAAUAAAUUAAAUAAAAUUGGCCACGUCUACACAUAUACAAAUAAGGUUAUUAUUUUAUUUAAUUGCCUUUUCGUGCACUUAGAUGGUUGUUUUCAUUUAGUCAUACGUAGAGUAACUGACAACUACAGAGCUUCUCUUUCAAGGCAAUUGCUAAAAUGAAUGAAGAGCUGCAGAAAGCAAUCUUGUCUACCACCACUGAAAAUAUAUGGUUUUUGUUAGCUUAGGUCCAUACAUUUAUGAGUAUGCCUGUCCAGUAUUGGCAUGUCUUUAUUAAUCUGAGCUAAAGCAAUUUCUCACACCCUGACAGGGACACACAAACACACACAUACUGUCUCAUUAAAAUGGCUGCAUAGGCUGACUCACUAAAAGUAAAUACUCUGAGGUCUCCAAAUGGGGUCCCCUGCAUAUCACUUCCCUUUUUACAUAUCUGUUGCCAUGCACUGUGCCAUUGAAAGCACAUUGCACACUCUUGAACACCUCCUCUUGUAGAGGUCUUUGUUUGGAUAACAUUUUCUAUUUUUUUUCUUUCUCUUGUAUUAACAGUCAGUUGGUGGAUUUAUUGAAAUGCCUACCUUUUCUGUUUGUAUACAGUAUUAUGUUUGUUUUAAAGCAGAGAGAGAUUUGUAUUUUUAAGAACUAGAGAAGCUAGCAGAAUUGCAGUUGAAAGCGUUUGGCCGGUUUCUUACGUUGUGUCACGUGUGACUGUUUUUUUGACAGCCCAGUAUUUUAAAGCCAGGUUCGUAUGGAAAUGCCUUCACUCCACUUGCACUGCUGUUGGACUCGCCGUCGUUGCUUUCAUCUGUCUGUCUGUCUAUUCUUUUGGUGCACUCGUCUGUUCAACACCCAGUCUGCUCCUCAUCUCCGCCCUCUAACUUUUGCUGAACACAUUUUGAACGCAUCGUUUUCUCACUGUCAGCAGUUGGAACUGUUGCCUCAUCCAACAUGCCCUUGCUGGGUUUUUCUUUUUUUUUUCUUUUUUGUUGUUGUUGUUUUUUUAAGGGGGGGAGGUUGUUUUUUAAUAUAAUUAAUUGAUUUAAAUACAAAAAAUUGAUUUGUUAAAGGGAGCAUAUACAUUUAUGGCACUUGAGUCUGAGUCUUUUUUUUUUCCUAACUACCACGUUAUGUGCUGGAGAAAUAAAUCAGCUAACAUCAAUUGCGCAGAGGAUGAGGGAGUGCCUUUCUCAGCAGUUAGUUCAGGGUGGAUUUUAUUUUCUCGAUUCCUUCUUCAUAGGUCAGCUAAUUCCCCUCAUCAAUAAAUGCUUUUUGUGUAGAGUCUUGUCACACUCCAAUACUGCAGUUAAGGACAGAAGCAGGUCCUGUGUCAAGAACAGGAGUGGCUUUCACUGCAGCAAAUUCUGCAGUGUUUUCCCCUAACAAUAAAUUCAGAGCACAUUUUGUCUAUUAGGCAUGAAGAAAUGAUCCUUAGUGGCCAUAAAGCUUCUAAUUCUUAUAAGUCCUUGCCCAACUGCUAGGCAGCAACAAGUAAUAAACAGUGAUUUGCAGGACUUUUUAAUUUAGCCUUCAGUGUCCUGAUUUAGGAGUUGAUUCAGGCAGUCUGUCUCCAGUUGCCUUCCUGCCAUGUUAGUCCUAGCACAUAUUUCUCUCUUAUCUCAUCCCACAGCGGAAAGGAUCUGACAGUUGCACAGUAAAAAAAAAAACCAACCCACCAAACUGUAACAUAAACAGCAAGUGAAGAAUUUGAGUCUUUCUUGAGCAUUUGCUGCAAAGAUCAGCCAGAUGAUUUGGAUAUGUUAUUCUUGUCACUAAAAUGCAAAGUAUUUUUAAGUGUCCUGAGUAUGUCACAAUUUACAAGUAUGUCACUUGUAAAAUGGGGCAAAGGAAGGCAACAGUUUACUCUGAAAAAGCACCUUAAAAAGGGCCACAGCCAGAUGUAUCUCAAUUAAAGUCUCGUGGGCGGAGAUGCAGUAUGCACACUGCGUGUGUGAGUACCACUCCCCUUCACAUGCACUAACUCAUACAAGCCCAGUUCACCUUCACCACCCUAGAAACUCACCCUCAUCAUGGCUCAGCCUGCUCUGUUCUGCUCCCAACCUCCUGUUUUUACCAAAGAGAACUAAUUGAGCCCUGUUGAGCCAUCACUUUCCUCUCUGUGCCUGAACCACCUGAGACUAACACAGUUGGAGUUUUUUUUUUUUAACCCGCCCACACCCCUCAGCCCGCCCCACUCCUCUGUAUGUGUACCAUUCACAGUGCGCUACUAACACCGACGAUCCUUUUUGUUAAAACUCUUUAACAAAAAGCUGCAUGCAGUUUUUUUCUGUUUAAACCCCUUCACUUUCUGUUUGUGAAAGUUGAUGUCAAUCUCUUUGUGAUUAUAAAUAUCCUUUUUUGUUUGGUUUGUAUGUUUUUUUGGUAGAAUGCAGCACUCUGGUGAAUGUUAGACAAGCUUGGAAUAGUUAUAAUCACAACAGCAAAACACUGCUUAUUAAGAAAUCUCAUUGUUACCUGUUUAUUUGUGCUUGAGGAUGUACUGUAGUGUGUAGUGGUGGGACGGUCUUGCAUUUCACUUAAUGUUUUUGUUUUCUUGCUGACCCAUACUAGUGAUAUAACGGUCUCCGACAUGCACAUUUGGCCCCACAGUGUGCUGAGAGUUCCUGUUGUGUAUGUUUUUGCACUCCUCUUGCCUCUUUGGUUCAUUAUCAGUUGCUUGAUCUUGUGAUGCGUUUGUCAUAGAAAUCAUUAGUAUUAAAAGAAAAGCCUUGCACGCACAUUCAGAGGCCUCAAGUAGUCUGAAGGUAUGUUUUCUCAUUUCUGAAUACUAAUGAUAUCUAUGAAAAUAUCAAAUUAUAGGUGUUGAAAUUGGUGGGAUGUGAUGAUUGAUAACAGACCAGAACUGCUAAGGAUGUCCAAAAAUAAGCACAACAGCUAUUUUUUGUAUAUCUGGUGGGGCUACAUGCACACAAUGUGUCCCUCUCUUCACCUGCACACCCGCAUAUCCCCUCACACGUGCAUAUUCUGUCCACCCUGGGCCUUGUAAUGGUAAUCCAAGGCCCACUAGUUCCACUUCUGUCUCUUCCUGUUGCUAUAAUUUUUUGUGACAGCUGCAUAUGUUUCAUGGUGCUCUCCUUGUCAUGGUUACAGAAUCACAGCAAGCUUGGAGUUUCUGGUCUUUGUUUUGUUUAUGCUAGAUUUCCAUACCUGUUCUGUGUUACUUUUCUUUGUGUACUGAGAUCUUGCUCUGUAGUGGUUCAUAUAUGUAUGCGUGUGAUACAUAUAUCGCCCUCUCCUUCCUCCUUCCUACUCCUCCUCCUCUUAACUUCUCAGUUAGUGGAUGUGACUUCAUGUGUUACCUUUAUCAAUGAAAAAUAGAGAAAUGAUCACGCCCAGUUUUUUUUGCCUAAUAAAGGUUUUAAAAAUGCACUCCUACUUCAGGAGGAUAUCUUGUAGUUUACAGAUAACAUAUAGCCUCAUGUAUUGUUCAUAGUUGAAAUUCAACCCUUCCUCUCAGUCUCCCACUUUUUAUUCCCCCACACCCAGCCUCCCUUACCACUCUUUGUGCUGGAAGACACUGAUUAUUACACGCUGUAGGUGAUGACGAUAAUGACGAUGGUGUUGGUGGUGGUGGUUGUGCUGAUGAUGGUAGCGUGAUCUGAGUGUUAUUUUUUUUCUUUGUUAGUUUUUUUAAUUUUAAUUUUGUAUUUAUUUUAUUUUUUCACCCGUGCCUACGGGUAAAGCUCCUCUUAUUAUUGGAAUAUUUUUGGUUUUUUUCUUCUCUUCUCUCUCUGCUAGGAUAACAUCGGGCACCGGCUGCUUCAGAAACAUGGCUGGAAGUUGGGCCAAGGCCUUGGCAAAACCAUGCAGGGACGCACUGACCCUGUGCCCAUCAUCCUUAAGUAUGAUGUCAUGGGGAUGGGACGAAUGGAGAUGGAGCUGGAUUAUGCUGAGGAUGCCACAGAGAAGAGGAGAGUCCUCGAAGUGGAAAAGGAAGAUACAGAAGAACUGCGGCAAAAAUACAAGGACCAGAUGGAAAAAGAAAAAGCCAUCGCAAAAGCUCUGGAAGACCUGAGAGCCAAUUUCUACUGUGAGCUGUGUGACAAACAGUACACCAAACACCAGGAAUUUGACAACCACAUUAACUCUUAUGACCACGCUCACAAGCAGAGGCUUAAAGAGCUGAAGCAGAGAGAGUUUGCCCGUAAUGUGUCAUCACGUUCCCGGAAAGAUGGAAAAAAGCAAGAAAAGAUGCUGCGGCGAUUGCAUGAACUUGCUGAGCAGAGAAAACGGCAAGACCGAACUCCUGGAAGUGGACCUAUGUUCAAAACAACUACAGUCGCUGUAGAUGGAGAGAAAGGAGAAGACAGCAACAGCAUGACACCUGAGAACAGCAUGACACAGUCUUUGGCAGACACUGCCCUGGAAGGAUCACUGUCAGAUAAAACUGGUCAAGCCUCCCCAAAGUCUGGUCCAACCUUUAGCUUCUCUCUGGGAAAGAAUGCCUCAUCAUCGCCAACUUCCAGCAGCGCAUCAAAAGUCAGUGUAUCAUUCUCUUUUGCCAAGAAAGCACCAGUAAAACUGGAGACAGCAGCUGCUGUUUUUGCUGAUCAUGGUGAGGAAGCUAUGGAGACAGAGGAGAGUCAAGAGGGAGAAAAGGCUGGAGGACAAGAUGACACAUCAGGCUGUGGCACAGACAGCCCUAAGGGACUGCCUGGAGGAGGUGAAGGAGGAGAAGGAGGUGGUGGUGCAGGUACAGAAGAGGUGCAGCAGCCUGAUGAUGGAGGAUCUUUAGCAUCAACGCUUAGCAAAUUGAAAAUGAUGAUGAAAACCAAUGAAGGAUCUCCUGGACAAGAGCCUCAGUACUACCACUAUGUACCACCAGCUCACUGUCGAGUAAAGCCACACUUCCAGUUUUUGCUGUUCAUGAAAGCCUCUGAACAGUGUCAGAGCAAAGAUGAAGAUGAUGAGGAAGAGACACAAGAGGAGAACAAGGCUGAAGAAAGUUCAGAACAUACAGAGAGCGGUGUGACAGAGUGCAAGACUGAAAAGGAACAAGGCAACGUUACUGCAGAUGCUGACCCAGACCUAGUUCCUCUAUCAGCUAAAGUAAAGGCAGAAGAGGAGACCCCUUCAUGUGCAGGAGAUGCAGCUCCUGCUGUACCAGCUUCACCCACCCAGAAAGCAGAGACACGUGAUACUGUGGAUGCAAACACUGGUCCGAAAAUGCCCACUGGUCCCUUCUUUCCAGUCCUGAGCAAAGAUGAGACUACCACCCUACAGUGGCCAUCGGAGCUCCUUGAAUUUACAAAAGCUCAACCUUCCCUGUCUUACAGCUGCAAUCCCCUCUACUUUGACUUCAAACUGUCCCGUAACAAAGGAGUGCGUGGUGGGAAAGUGGCAAAGUCCCCCAAGCCUGGUGAAGACACUGAUGACAAGGGACAAGAAGUGGCUGCUUCACCAUCUGAAGUAGAAACGGCUAAUAAACCUGGAACCAGUGCUGACAAAGACAAGCUAGUGUCAAAAGGAGAGUCUGGCCAGCCAGAAAGUGAAGAACAAAAGCCCACAAGUGGAAGUAAUAGUGCAAAGAAAAAAAAGAAAAAGAAGAAGCAUAAGAAGUCUGCAAAGCAUUCAAAACGCAAAGGAAAAGAAAAAGGAGCGGGAGAAGAUGCAGAAGGUGAGACUGAGGUAACACAAGAAAAGCCCAAAAAAAAGAAAAAACACAAACGUAAGAAGAGCAAAAACAAGGCUCAAGAUCAAGCUGAGGCAACAGGUGAAGAAAAGGAAAAACCUAAACCAAAGUCGGAAGAUAAAGCUGCUGCCUCCUCUGUUCAGCUGACAACUGGAGGGGAAGGAGCUACAGGAAACACAGGAGCAGAACUGGGGAAGAGGAAACGUGCUGCUAAGGAAGUGCCUUGCAAAUCUGGAGCAGAAGGAGGGAAUGGAAAAAGUACUGAUAAGGCCAACUCAUCUGAGGAGCACAGUGGCAACAAAAGACAAAAGACUGACACCAGUGCAUCUCAAAGUGCCUCGUGCUCCACCUCAGCCCAAAAGAGUCCUGGUUCUGGUAGACCUCCCAGCAGUGAAAGUGAAGAAGAAGGGGGCUCUAAUACCCAGCGCUCACGUCAUCACAGGUCAAGCCCGAGGGAACAGCGCCGCCACCAUAGUGAAGAAUCAGGGCGAUCCUGCAGCCGUUCAUCAAGACGGGGGGAACGACGAGGUAGUAGUCGCCGGCAUCAUCGUGGCCAAACCUCCCGUAGUCGCUCUUAUUCCAGCAGCUCUGAGCGCUCCUCAGCAGGCAGCAGUGCCUACAGCCACCGUAGCCGAAGCUACUCAGACAGCUACAGCGACUACAGCACAGAAGGUCGCAGACGAAGGCGCUCCAAACGUUCAUCCGACUCUGAGUAUGACCGCAGGAGUAGCCGAGGACGUAGACGAUCCAGGAGGCAUCAGUACACAUCUUCCUCUUCAGAAGACUCGCGCUCACGUUCACGCAGCUACAGCCGCAGGAAGAGGCACAGACGGCAUCAUCGUAGCAGCUCCAGAAGCUCCAGCAGCUGGAGUCGCAGCACUAGUGCAAGAUCCUGGAGGCGGAGCUACAGUCGUAGCUACAGCUCUGCUAGCCGCUCCUCCAGUUCAAAUAAAGGGUCUCCUCACAGACGAAGCACUAGGGGUCGAGAGGAUAGUGACACCCAUCGCAGAGACUUCAACCGCUCACGUAUCUACCGCUCCCAGUCUCCACGGUCUUCUUCUUCACGAGGCCUUAACCGAAACACCCAUUCAUCGAGCUCGCUGGGUCUGAGACCAGGGGGGUCACGAGAUGCAGGAGAACAGAAAAACACCCUAACUGCACGACAGCUGUUGGAGAAGGUUCAGUCCAAGAAAAGUUCUGAAGAUUCUACCACAGGAACAAAAUCUGGGAUUAAGAUUAAAGACCCACCGCAGGGCUAUUUUGGCCCAAAACUACCCCCAUCUCUUGGAAACAAAGCCAUGCUUCCACUAAUUGGUAAGCUGCAGGCAGGGAAAAAGCCAGCAAUUCCUUUAAUCAGACCUGAAGAGGGAGAGAAAUCAGGGACAGGGAAGAGCUCUGAAGCUGAAGGAGAGGUUAUAUUAGUAGAACCUAUAAGGGAGUUCCCACCUCCACCACCACCUCCAGCUCCACCAGUUCAGAAGGUUGAGGAAGCCCCACAGAGCACAGUGACUCAAGAAGAGACACAGCAGCCUGCAACAGAAGACCAGGGGCACCAAGAAACCCGGACAGUAUUUGAACAAGAGCCCUCCAUGAUGAUGCCCCAGUACCAAGGAGAGUCAGGACAGGACCUUUCCCAGAACCCAAUGAUGGAGUCCAUGAUGCCUGAAAUGCAGCAGCAGCAGGCUGCCAUGCAUGCCUACCCUGGUUACCCACCACCCAGCUUGGAGGAGGAUGGCAUGGAGGCAGAGGAGGACGGACUGGCUCCUUUGGAAAGUCAGCCCAUUACAUUCACACCAGAGGAGAUGGAGAAAUACAGCAAGCUGCAACAGGCUGCACAACAGCACAUCCAGCAGCAGCUUUUAGCCAAGCAGGUCAAGACUUUUCCCUCAGCUGCUGCAGCGGCCGCUGCCGCAGCAGCUGCCACUUUGGCCCCAGCGCCCCCUCCACCAGCCCUGCAGCAGAUCCACAUUCAGCAGCCAACUGUGUCCGUAGCUUCUGGCACAUCCAUCACCACAGUGCAACACGCCAUCCUUCAGCACCAUGCAGCCACUGCUGCAGCAAUGGGCAUCCACCCAGCUCAUGCCCACCACCCACAUCCGGCACAUGCCCAGCUGGCCCAGGUACAUCACAUUCCCCAGCAUCACCUUACCCCCAUCUCCCUGUCUCCUUUGGGGCCCUCACUUGGUCAUUCUCUGGGACACUCACUGGGGCAUGCAGGAUUGAUCCCUGCCCACCCAACAGCCUUCCUCUCUGGUCAGCCAAUACAUAUUAUCCCUGCUUCUGCACUUCAUCACACCCCCUUAGCUCUCCACCAUGUUCCACACACAGCCCUCUACCCCACACUUUUCACACCCCGACCCUCACAGGCUGCAGCAGCAGCAGCCCUUCAGCUCCACCCACUCUUACACCCAAUAUUCUCAGGACAGGACCUCCAGCACCCCCCUAACCACGGCUCUUGAAAACAAAUGAAAAUGAAGUAGUGUGUUCACAACAACCAACCACUAAAAUAAAGACUUAACCUGAACUCUCUUGGUUUAGGGUUUUAAAUAAAGUCUUUGUUACAUCAUGCAGGCUGUAAGACGUGAAUCUUGUGAGAACUUUACUGGCCUUCACAGUGCAGCACGUCCCCACAAAGUGGUUAAGACUGCUGGGUUCAAAAUUGACACUAACAUUUUCUUCUGGUACAUGUGAGAUUUUUAUUUUCUCAUGUUUUCACAGAUUUUUUUCUCCCCCUCUAAAAACUGUAGAAACUUCCUCUAGACCAUUGGUUUAUAUUCCAAUUUGGGGAAUAGUAACAGCCUCAGAAACUACUGGAGCUUUUUUGGUUGUUUUUUUGCUCAUUUUGGCAGCCAAAGAGAUACAUGAUGGCUAAAAGUGUAAGCAGAAUCAUGUUACGAUUCAAGGAAGUGGUUUUGUUCUAGAGGUGAACAUUUUAAUCUGUGUAAUCUAAUUUUCAGAGAUGGACUCUUUCAUAAUUACUGAUCUCUUGUUGUGUUUUCAAAUGACUACUCGCUCUCUAUUGGAUUCUUGGUUUAAAAGUAAUUUGUAAUGCAGUAACUUGUACAUAGAUCAGUGUGUAAUGUGAAGAAACCCACCAGUGACAGCCAUAUGGAAAAAAAACAAAACAGAUAUGGUGUCCAAACAAGUAUGACAUUGUCAUACAAGAAGCCCUCUCUAAAUCAGGGGAAAUGUGAUGAAGGGGUAUAAAUCUCCUGAAUACUCUGAAGCAAAGCUCUUGUUCCCUGAGAUGAGGGUACAUCUGAAUCAAUUGCACUGAAAUCUGUACAUCAAGAUGGUGCCUGUGCAUCAUAUAAUAAGAUUGUAGUAUACUGCAAUAAUUGUAUUUUUCUGUUUUUUAAAUUAUUUUCCAAAAUGCUCUUCAAAAGAAGAGCUGUGUUUGGCUUUUUUUUUGUGUGUAAUUUUGUAAAUAAAACUGCUGUAGAUUAACCUAUUAACGUUCUACUGGGUUGACACUGCUGUUGGGGGGAGGGGGAAAAGCAGACAAAUGACAAGUUGGAUGGGAGGUGGACACGUAUUUUAUCACGGUGGUUUGUUCAUCCCUGCUGGGGUGCCAAACAGCAGUGAUCUGUUUAAAAAGAAAAGUAGCAACUCUGUAUUUUUUAAAGACUUAACUCUGUUUCACCAAAUAAAAUCCUGAGUUUGUG
Molecule: messenger RNA, 12324 nt
Organism: Oreochromis niloticus (Nile tilapia)
Lineage: Eukaryota; Metazoa; Chordata; Actinopteri; Cichliformes; Cichlidae
Gene: gpatch8
Product: G patch domain containing 8
Exons: 9
Coding region: 6832-11118 (1428 amino acids)
Cellular component (GO): nucleus
Molecular function (GO): nucleic acid binding
Source: RefSeq, a predicted model, not a curated record